Argiope bruennichi is the source of this 2108-nucleotide messenger RNA. It is a transcript of the gene ArgRS, whose product is annotated as arginine--tRNA ligase, cytoplasmic-like. The transcript has 14 exons. The record is from RefSeq and is a predicted model, not a curated record. NCBI's taxonomy places the organism in Eukaryota, Metazoa, Arthropoda, Arachnida, Araneae, Araneidae. Gene Ontology annotation, biological process: arginyl-tRNA aminoacylation. Bases 106 to 2061 code for a protein of 651 amino acids. Gene Ontology annotation, molecular function: arginine-tRNA ligase activity; ATP binding. Gene Ontology annotation, cellular component: cytoplasm.
UUUCAAUUCCUUGUUUGUUUCUUUUCGGAACCACGUUCUGCUUUAAACACCGGCGCUUGGCAAGCUCUUUUUAAAAGUCAUAGUAAUUGCACUAUUUCAGUCAUAAUGGAACCUGUUGAGUCUGUCAAGCGAUUGGAAACGCUAUACAAUGAAGCUGCAAAAGAAGUAAAUGCAAUUGAAAAUCUAACAAAUGAUGUCAGUUUGCCACAGGAAGUUUCAACUUUGCAAACUGAAAAUGAAAAAUUGCAAUAUCGAAUCAAUAUUUUGAAGAGACAUGCUGAAGAACUGACUGAAACUAUAGCACUCCAGGGAUCCAUUUUGAAUGUUUUGCAAGAUGCUUUUGCAGUUGCUAUCAGACAAGGCUUUCCUGAAUUAGAAAACUUUCAAUGCAAUGUUACCAGAUCAACAUCAGAAAAGUUUGGUGACUAUCAAUGCAAUAGUGCAAUGAAUAUUGCUCAAAUAAUGCGUCAGCGAGGUUUAAAGAUGGCACCUAUGGAAUGUGCUGAAAAGAUUGUAGCCAAUGUUUCUUGCCCUCUAGUAAUAGAAUCUUUGGAAAUUGCUAAACCUGGAUUCAUUAAUGUCAAAGUGAAAACAAUUUUCUACAGCCAGCGUAUAUCUUAUUUGCUGAAUGAAGGUGUUAAACCUCCUCCUAUGAAGAAAAGAAGAAUAAUUGUUGAUUUUUCAUCCCCUAAUGUUGCAAAAGAAAUGCAUGUUGGUCAUUUAAGAUCUACGAUUAUUGGAGAAAGUAUAUGCAGACUCUUGGAAUAUUCAGGCAAUGAUGUUCUUCGGCUGAACCAUAUAGGUGAUUGGGGAACUCAGUUUGGAAUGUUAAUUGCUCAUUUACAAGAUAAAUUCCCUGACUAUAUGGAAAAAUCACCAUCUAUCCAAAAUCUCCAAGAAUUUUAUAAGGAAUCUAAGAAGAGAUUUGACAGUGAUGAAGAAUUCAAGAAAAGAGCAUAUUCUUGUGUAGUAAAGUUGCAGAACUAUGAACCAAAUAUAAUAAAGGGCUGGAAACAGAUUUGUGAUGUCACCAGACAAGAGAUAGGCAAAAUUUAUGAACGUCUGGAUAUAAAAAUUACUGAAAGAGGUGAAUCUUUUUAUCAAGAAAGAAUGAAAAAAUUAGUUAAAGAACUAGAAGAACGAGGUGUUUUAGUUGAAGAUGAAGGCAGGAAAGUGCUUUUUGUUGAAGGUGUAAAUGUACCUCUGACAAUUGUGAAAUCAGAUGGUAGUUACAUGUAUGCUACUUCAGAUCUUGCUGCUAUACGACAAAGAGUUGAAGAAGAAAAAGGUGACUGGUUGAUUUAUGUUGUGGAUGCUGGUCAGUCUUUGCAUCUGGAAUCUGUUUACAAAGCUGCAAGGAUGCUUGGAUUUUGUCCCCCAGAAGUUCGGACUGAUCAUGCUGCAUUUGGAUUAGUACUUGGGGAAGACAAGAAAAAAUUUAAAACACGAUCUGGUGAUACAGUGAAACUUGCAGAAUUGUUAGAUGAAGGUCUACAAAAAAGUUUAUUGAAACUGAAAGAAAAAAAGAGAGAUGAAGUACUUACUCCUGAAGAACUGAAAGCUGCUCAAGAAGCUGUAGCUUAUGGAUGCAUCAAAUAUGCCGAUUUAAGCCAUAACAGGAUGCAUGAUUAUGUUUUCUCUUUUGAUAGGAUGUUAGAUGACCGAGGAAAUUCUGCUGUUUAUUUAUUAUAUUCGCUAGUCAGAAUUAGAUCUAUUGCACGAAAUGUGAAUAUUGACGAGGAUACCUUGAAAAAAGCAGCAAAAACUACCAACAUUGAACUGACACAUAAUAAAGAAUUGAAACUGGCUAAGAUUAUAUCCAGAUUUCAAGAAAUAAUAAUCAAUGUUAUUGAAGAUUUAUCUUUACAUACACUUUGUGAUUAUUUGUAUGAAUUAUCUGUAACAUUUUCCGAGUUUUACGACAAUUGUUAUAUUAUUUCAAAAGAAUCAGGUGAGGUGAAAGAUGUGAAUAUGAGUCGCUUACUUCUAUGUGAAGCCACAGCCAGCAUUAUGACUACAGGAUUUCACAUUUUAGGGUUGAAGCCUUUAGCUAGAAUGUAAUUUACUUUUAAAAUUAUUUUUCAAAAUAAAUGAGCAAAAUACUUUUA